This is a messenger RNA of Topomyia yanbarensis, 1010 nucleotides long. It is a transcript of the gene Ak3, whose product is annotated as GTP:AMP phosphotransferase AK3, mitochondrial. Lineage: Eukaryota; Metazoa; Arthropoda; Insecta; Diptera; Culicidae. The coding region runs from base 156 to 806 and encodes 216 amino acids. The record is from RefSeq and is a predicted model, not a curated record. Gene Ontology annotation, cellular component: mitochondrion; cytoplasm. Gene Ontology annotation, biological process: nucleobase-containing compound metabolic process. The transcript has a single exon. Gene Ontology annotation, molecular function: ATP binding; AMP kinase activity.
ACAACACGUCUUGUUUUAGUUGCUUUUUGAUAUUGCUCCGAAUCGCACAAGAUUCAGGAAUCGUUCCUGUUCGUCGUUUUUCAACAGUUAGUGGAGUGGUAGAAUUUAUUAUUCUAAUCAGCCCAAAACAUCAUACAAAACAAAACGCACAAAAAAUGAGCCAGAACCUGUUUCGCGCUGUGCUAAUGGGUGCGCCUGGCUCCGGCAAAGGCACAGUGUCUGCACGUAUAGUGAAGACGUUUAAUAUGAAAUACAUAUCAAGCGGAGAUAUGCUACGAAGUAACAUAGAGCAGAAAACAGAUUUAGGCAACAUUGCGGAUCAAUACAUCAGAGAUGGAAAGCUUGUACCAGACAUUUAUGUAACCAAGUGUAUUCUGAGCGAACUCGAAAAACUUAAAUCAAAGUCUUGGUUGCUGGACGGCUUCCCUCGAACACUCGAUCAAGCAGACGAAUUGUUGCACACAGAACCAAUUGACACUGUUAUCAAUCUAGACGUUCCUUUUGAUGUGAUUAUAGAUCGACUGCGAAGUCGGUGGGUUCAUUUACCCAGUGGGAGGGUAUACAACAUUGGUUUCAACGAUCCGAAAGUGCCUGGGAAAGAUGAUGUCACAGGUGAACCGCUUAUCCAACGACCAGACGACAAUCCGGUAGCAGUUCAAAAGCGAUUGGAAAUCUACGAAGCCUGUACUAAACCACUCAACACCUACUUUAAACAAAGAGGAAUCUUGGUUACAUUUAGUGGGAAGACGACUGAUGAAAUAUGGCCUAACGUGAAGAAAUUUUUAGAGGAAAAAAUCAAGAAAUAAUUGAGCUUGAGGUGCAAAAUAAAUGACAAUACCUGAAGCUUCAAGGCGGGGGUAGCCAUUUCCAGAAAAUACCGGUCCUGUUGAGAAGUACAAUUAGACCGAUAAGGAAUUUCAUGAACAUUCAAUAUGUUAAUGAUAAGAACCAAAUAGAGGUGCUGGGCAAAAUGUGCCAAAAUAAAAAGUGCAAUCUAAUCAUUUUUAUUA